AUGACCCUUGCGCCGCGGUUCACUCGCCUCUUGCUGCUGGUUUCAGCAUUGGCUUCGUUUGUCUCAGCCUCGCCUACAAAUUCCCUCUUCGUCCGAGACUCUCAGUGCGCUGCUGGCUUAGAGUCCUGUCCUGCGAGUCUACCCAACAACUUUUGCUGUUCUCAAGGAACAACCUGCCUACCAUUAGCCGGCAACACAACCGCGCUAUGUUGCCCUACUGGCCAGACUUGUGAAAAGAUCCAGCCCAUCACCUGCGAUAUCAGUUUGCAGGAUCCAAUCAAAAACUCACAAUCACCAAUCAAAACCAGUGUUUUCGACGUCUCGCUGGGGAAAUGUGGCGGGAAUCUUUGUUGUCCGUUUGGAUAUUCGUGUGUUGGAGGCAAUCAGUGCCAGAAAGACGCUGAUCAGAGCAAAUCCCCGGAGAGUGCCGGCUCUUCAGCUACUGGCUCGCCCACAUCAACAUCACCCACGUCUGGUUCGCCAACAUCCCCUGCAUCGGCUACAUCAGCUCCUGCGUCAGCUACAUCCCCGCCUGCUACUUCGCUCGUCAUUGCACCAGUCAACACAGCAGCAGCGACACCGCCCGCAGAAGAGACUUCCCUCCCGUCAACCACUUCAUCGCCUGACUCCUCUUCCACGGAGACUGCGAGCCCGGCUCCCAAGGCUUCGAACCCAAAGACAAUCUCCAUCGUAGCUGGCGUUGUCGGAGGUUGCGCCGUCUUGGCUGCGUUAGGGAUUAUCGCGUUCCUGUUUGUCCGCCGCCGCAACCGCUACAGCGAGAGUGAAUACCCUGAGAAGGCAAACAUCAAACACCUCGGCCCUGGCCCUGGCCUUGGUAUACAAGGAGGCAGUGUCAUCUCUGACCCUAUCCUGCAGCCAAAUUCCUAUCGAGCUGAUUUUAUCCGCAAAACUCCCUCCAUUAGGUCUUUUGUGAGCCAGAGACCGCCCAGGAUCUCUUACCAGAACCGACACUCACAGCGCCUUUCUAUCCCGAAUCCCUUCGACUCGCCCAACCCUUCAGACCACUCGCCUACCAAUUUCCACUCGUCCGUAUGCUCAGAAGAUGAGCUGAAUGCUCGUACAGGAGUCGUUGAGUCUGGUUCGCGAUUAGCUCCUAUCAGGGCCAUGAAGGCUUCCAGCACACGAGUCUACCCGCAGAAUGUUCCCAGGGAGCCUAGUGGUGGUGAGAGCAUCAAUGUAUUUGCCGACCCUGUUAUGAUGAGAGGCAGCUAUGAUAAGCGUCAAACUCAAGGAACGACUUUUACAGAUCUCAUGAUGGAAGCUGAUCUUGACGAUGUACGACGUGGACAUCCCUACGUCGUUCAUGAUCCCAUGCCUCCUGCCCGGAUAUGA
Molecule: messenger RNA, 1353 nt
Organism: Trichoderma asperellum CBS 433.97
Lineage: Eukaryota; Fungi; Ascomycota; Sordariomycetes; Hypocreales; Hypocreaceae
Source: RefSeq, a predicted model, not a curated record